AGAGCGGAUGGGCCCUGCGCAUGCAAAAGCCCGCCUACUGCAACAACAGCAAACGUGAAACAGAGUCUUGAAACAUCCUUUGACGACCAAAGGAGGCCAUUUUCAUGUCAUAAUUUCGGAUAUUUUGAGGAAUGAUCUAGAACCUUACCCAUUCUGAAUUCCCACGUGUGUCCUCUCGUCUCCUCGCACGCGCGUUUCAUCUCAACUCAUAGAGGCAUGUAAGUGUGAAGUUUGAGGUCCCAGUCCUAUUUGACAAAAAUGAACAUCCAAGUUGCUGCUAGCCAGCCUGGGAUUUAUACCAAAAAUGUAUCUCAUUUGCGCCAUUUUCAUUCUAGACCAUGUACAUUACCGAUGGUGUUCAACCCUCUCUGUGUGACUUCCCUGAGCAUUGGAGCUAAACCGUCAUCUGUCCAGCAAUGUCUGCCUAUCCUUAAAUUUCGGCAACCUCUACACGUUUGUUUGGCUGGUGGACAAGGAAUGAUGGAAAAUAAUGGGGAUUCCCAGCGAAAAGCUCUUGAGAAAGCUAUGGAACAACUUAAGGGACAGUCAAUAGAGGAUAUGUUACGACAGCAAAUGCAAAAAGGAGGAAGUGGGGGCAAGCCUCCAGGAGGACGGGGUGGCGGCGGCAGUGGCAGCAGCCCUGGUGGAUCAGAUGAAGGAGGCUUUACUGGGAUGUCAGAUGAAACUCUUCAAAUUGUUUUAGCAACAGUUUGCUUUUUAUUUCUGUAUAUGUUUGUCAUCAAUGGCUUAGAACUUGCAAAGCUAACUAGGGACUUCAUCAAGUUUCUGUCUGGUGGAGGCCAAAGUGUUCGAUUAAAGCGAGCCACAUACAAGUGGGUACGAUUGUACAAGAAUAUCACAGAGAAGAAGGAAGUUGACAAGAAUGGGUUGGAGAAGAAGGCCCCCACAUGGUGGUUCAAUCCUGAUUUCUUCCGAGGUGUCCUUAGGCAUCACAUGAAAUCAAAUUCAGAUGAAUAAUUUUUCAUGAUUUUGUAUCCACUCAUAUAACCUAUUAUGUUUUUCUUUAGGACAAAAGGAGCACAUUCAAUAUCAUUCUUCGGUUGCUUGAUUCACAAAACACCAUUUGAGAGUAACUAGUUUAAGAAGAGGUUAAAUAAAAUUAUCGUAGUUUUUUGGCAUUAUUUAAAGGUCACGGACAAUCUAGUUGCAGGAUUGAUGAACAGGCGCAUCUUAGGUUUUGCAAGAUUAUUUGCUGUAAUUAUGCUGAUUUUUCUUGAAGUUAGUGUUUAUUAGCGCCCCCCCAGCAUUUCUUUUGUUU
This is a messenger RNA of Abrus precatorius (Indian licorice), 1279 nucleotides long. RefSeq lists its product as uncharacterized. NCBI's taxonomy places the organism in Eukaryota, Viridiplantae, Streptophyta, Magnoliopsida, Fabales, Fabaceae. The transcript has 4 exons. Bases 259 to 978 code for a protein of 239 amino acids. Gene Ontology annotation, cellular component: chloroplast. The record is from RefSeq and is a predicted model, not a curated record.